Drepanopeziza brunnea f. sp. 'multigermtubi' MB_m1 is the source of this 2565-nucleotide messenger RNA. RefSeq lists its product as uncharacterized. Gene Ontology annotation, biological process: DNA double-strand break attachment to nuclear envelope; double-strand break repair. Gene Ontology annotation, cellular component: Cul8-RING ubiquitin ligase complex; nucleus. NCBI's taxonomy places the organism in Eukaryota, Fungi, Ascomycota, Leotiomycetes, Helotiales, Drepanopezizaceae. The record is from RefSeq and is a predicted model, not a curated record.
AUGGCGCGCGAAAAUGAGAAUAAGGGCAGUCCCGUGUUUGAGACCUGUAUCUUUAAGAUCAUUCUUAGCAAGGAACUUCCGCGAAAGCAGGCGUUGGAGCUGCAGAACACCAUUAAGGACCACGCCGGAGAAGUACUGAAUUUUGAGCCGGAUUUCAACGUCAAAGAUGUUACCCACAUCAUCUCAGAAAACUGCGACUUUCCGCAGUACACCAGCUCGCGAGAUUACAUGAUACCUACUGUCACACCUGCCUGGGUCUCAGCUUCCCUUCUCAAGAACAGGGAAGCACCAAUUAGGCCAUACAAUCCGGAUCCCAAUAACUAUUUCACCGGAGUCACGGUUUCAUGCGCCGAUUUGCCGCAAGGCGAUAAAGAUGCGAUUAUUGGUGCGGUGCUUGCGAUGGGUGGCCAGGAGACCAGCAGUGUUACAAAGUUGACGACACAUGUAUGUGCUUUGAGUGUCGAUCAUCCGAAGUGUCAGACUGUUAGAGACAAAAACCUCAAGUGCAAGAUUGUGCUUCCCCAUUGGUUCGAUGAUUGUCUGAAGCUUGGAAAAGCAAUCGACGACAAGCCAUAUCUUCUUCCCGAUCCACCCAUUCUCAAUGGUGACCUCAGUGGUGAUGUUCAAAUGGUGUCUUCCGAAGACGUUCGUGGAGCUACCUCGCCACGUCCGACUACCUUACCUAUGCCAACCGACUCGCCUACCCGUCCUUUGACUGUCUUCAAGGGCAAGAAAGUUAUGAUCUCUGAUGAUCUCGAACUCGGGAACCGACCUCGCGGAGUCAUCGAAAAUCUUAUCACUGGCGGUGGUGGUAGCAUCACACAAUCCGUACACAACGCUGACAUAUAUGUCUGCCACUGGCGCGAAGGUAGAGACUACGUCUUUGCCUCUCGGUAUAAGAUUGACGUCGGAAAUCUCUCAUGGCUAUACCAUCUAAUUGCCAACAAUCGAUGGACAUCACCACUCCGAAGACUGAUGCACUACCCUCUACCCAAGGGCGGAAUCGCGGGGUUUCAUGGUCUCAAGAUCACCUUGUCGAACUAUGGUGGCGAAGCACGAACCUACCUGGAAAAUCUGGUGGUGGCCUGUGGCGCAGAGUUCACCAAGAGCAUGAAGCAAGAAAAUACACAUCUUAUCACGGCUCGAAACGGAAGUGAGAAGUGUGAUGCCGCCAGAGAGUGGAACAUAGAAAUGAUCAACCAUCUCUGGAUCGAGGAGAGUUACGCAAAGUGUGAGAUUCAGAAGAUGACCAAACCAAGCUAUACACACUUCCCUCCAAUGACUAAUCUGGGUGAGAUCAUCGGCCAAACACAAUUCGAUGCCGCCCUUCUGGAACAGAAAUACUUUCCGAAAGAUCCCACGCCUAGUCCUGGAGACCCACGACCUCUGAAGCGCCCCGCGAUGAAGGAAAAGGACCGUAACCUGUCGAGGUCAAGAUCGUCUGAUGUUGAUGUUACAAUAGGCGGCCAAGAUGAGGAGGACGAUAGCACCUCUAUCAAGCCAAUCAAGAAGAUGGCUGCUCCAAGGAAGCCAAGAAUUUCAGGCGGUGCCCAGCCAAUGACUCCAGCUGCAAGAAAACGGACAAGUACAGGGAAGGGGAAUGAUACACCAAUUUCUACGGGUAGCCGGAGUGCGAAGGCACAGGCGAUAUCCAGACUGCACGUUAUCGCACCUGACAUUGCUUUGUACGAAAAGGAGAAGAGACGCAAGGGAACUGUCUGGGGUGGAGAGCGAGCUGCUAAUGAUUACGAGAAGCAAAAGACCGCGGAACGCAGCUCAAGUCCUGCUGGAAAGAAUGUAGAGGAAGAAUAUUCUGCCGAGGAGGACGAUGCCGAGUCAGAAACCCGUAACCCAAAAAGACAGCGAACUAGUCUUCCAGCAGUUAAAAUCCGACUCCUGAUUACUGGUUAUAAAGGCUGGCUUGCGAACCCCAGUAAAGAGGACUCCGAUAAGAGGAAAUUGAGGGAGCUGGGGAUCCUCGUUGUUGAAGACCCUUUAAAAUGCUCACAUCUUGCUGCUCCAAAUAUGGUUCGGACCCAGAAGUUCCUCUGUGCUCUGGCAACCGGACCGACUAUUGUGACAUCCAAUUUCAUCGAGGCCAGCGUCGGAAGCCGUAAUGGCAAAAUACCAGCUGUGGAGGACUUUCUGCUCAAGGACGUCGCGAGUGAGAAGAAAUUCGGUCUGAAGCUGAAGGAUGUCAUUGUGCGUGCAAAGGCUAACAAUCGCAAUCUCCUUCGCCGCGUACCAAUAUACUGCACGAACGCGAUUCCCAACGGCUCGGCAACAUACAAGUCGAUCGUGGAAGCAAAUGGAGGCACGUUUGCUCUGUACAGUGGUCGGCCGACUAUCAAGAAAACCAACCCCGAAGACGAUGUUGGCCCAGCUGAGCCGGUUUACUUACUCACCGGCCAGUCUCCAGCCGAGAGAGCUCUUUGGCCAAAGUUCGAGCGGAUGGCUAAGGAGGGUAACAUGAUCCCAAGAAUCGUCGACUCGGAAUGGCUCUUGGAUGUUGCGAUGUCUCAACAGUACAAGUGGGAUGAGGACUAUUUGAUUACCAAGCGAUGA